AGGCGAGCGCUGAUUGGCGGACUGGAGCCGCGGGGCGUGGGGCGCGAUGUCUGGUUUUGGGCGGGAAUUGAAACCGCCAGCGCCGCUCUCCUGCUCCCGAACGCUACAGCUCUAGGGUGAGGAAGGGCACCAUGGUGCGCCCUAGCAGAAAUAAAAAACCAGUCAAUUACUCACAGUUUGAGGACUCUGGUGAUGAUUCUGAUGAUGAUUUUAUUGCGGCAACCAUGCCUAGAAACAAAAAAUCCAAAACCUUGCCAAAGGAGUUAAAGCAAGACAAACCAAAACCUAACUUGAAGAUUCCCCAGAAAGAAGACAUCCUACCAGCGAAAGUCCCUAAAAAAAGGAUGGCUUUAGAUGACAAGGUCUUCCAGCGAGGCCUAGAAGUUGCCCUGGCUUUAUCUGUGAAGGAACUUCCAAAAGUCACCAACCAAGUACAGAACUCUCAAGAGAAACGCACUGACAAGCAAGGUGAUAGGAAAACAGAAAUAAUGGAUAAGUCUCCUCCUGUCUCUACCUGCAGUGUAACCGGUGAUGACUCAGAAGAUUUGGACAAGGUCCUGGAGGAGGGGGAUGCUGGCAGUGUUGAAGGGGAAAGAAAAACAUGUAAAACCGAGGCUCAGUGGAAUAGGGUGCCUUCAGAAAGCAGUGCUGGUGACACUGAGCCGGACAGCGCAACUGGUGAAGAUUCAGAAAAUGAUUCUAAUUUUGAGGAGAGUGAAGGAAGUGAUGAGGACUUUGCAGUGAGGAAAGGUAAAGCCGGAGAAAAGAAGAAAGCAGUGCAGAGAAAACCCACGGUAGAGAAAGAAAAGCAAUCAAAACAAAAAAAGGAGACCUCAGUAGGUGUGGCUCCAGCUGCCAUCAAGUCACGAUCUCCAUCCUUACCCGAGGCAGUUGGACUUUCUUCAGAGGCCAUUAGGAAACCAGCAAAGAUGUGCAGCCCUUCAGCUGAAGGCAAGAGGCCCAAGUGGGUCCCCCCAGCCGCCUCUGGAAGCAGAAACUCCAGCAGUAGCCCGCUGGCAGGAGCAUCCACCAAGUCCCCAAGUCAGAGCCUCCGCUUGGGCCUCUCCAGACUAGCACCAGUUAAGUGUUUGCAUCCAAAUGCCAUAAGUAGCCAAGUGCGGUAGCAGGAAAGAACCCGUGGGACCCUCGGUCCUGCAAGCCGGUUGUUGUAUUCAACUUGUACAUGGUGGAGCCCUUUAAGGAGUCCCAUGAAGGAUCUCUGCCUGUUUUGUGUUUUUUUUUCCUUUUAAAGUAUUUUUAAGAAAGAAAGCAGGGCCUUGGAAGUUUUGGGUUUUUUCCUUCCCUGUUGUAAAUUCAUAUUGUGGUGGUUUUGAUGGGUUGAUGAAGAGCGCAUGUCAUCUGUUGGUGGCAUUGCCCGCUGUGGGUGGGCAGGGCCUGCUCCUCUGCUUGAAGGUGACCACGUUUAAAUUCUGAGACAGGAAGUGGAGGGUGAGCAGGUCACGGCGGCCUGAGUUUAGCUUUUCCUUUGCUGUCCUUGUCAGUCUUCUGCUUCUUGUUGUCAACAUCAUCAUCCUCAUCGUCUUCAGCUACCCGGUUCCCAUAGGAGCCUCGGCUUCCUCAUCUUCAUCUCCAUCCUCUUCCUCACCAUCACCUUCUUCCUCUUCUUCAUCUACCUCAAUGUCGGCCUCCUGCUCCCCGUUUUCCUCAUUAGCAUUGCCAUUGGCAGGUGCGUCUCUUCCAUUCUCUUCCUCCUCCACAACUUCCUUCUUCUCCUUCAAGUCCUUGGUGGUGAUUUCGGAGCUGGUGUCCAUGGCCGAGUCUGACAUGGUGGGGCACUCUGGUGAUCCGCUGCAGCGAGGGCGGGCAGAAUUGAGUUUGAGGACUCUGGCGAGAGAGCUGCUGGAGUCCGCUGUGGAGGAGGAGGAAGCAGGCAAGUGGGCCGCGAAGGCGGCUGCAGCGGCUGCCGAGCAGGACUGGGAACAAUGCCAUUUGUGAUUCUGGUCUUAAUGCUUUUCUGUCUUUUAGCAAAGAGUUCUUGGGGCUCUCCUCAUGCCACUCCUGGCACAUCUGUAGUUACAUGGUAUGUCUCCCAACUCUGUCUGGUGUACAGCACCCUAACUGAACUGUUCAAAGUGUCUGGCAAGUGGGCAUCUGGGCUCCUUCAGGAGGGAUUUCUGAAAUUUUUCUCAUCUCCAUGUUUCUUUAGGUUGAUACUAGCUUGCUGUUUAUCCAGGUCUUCCUUUGUAAGAAUUCUUCUGUGUGCAUAUUAAAAUGAUGACUAUAUUGUAGCAUGUGUCCCCUACAUGGGAACAGAUGGUUAUCUACAGCAGAUAGAAUUUAAAAACACUUUAUGAACUUUUCGUUGUCAAAAUUUAAAUAAAAAUAAAAAUAUUAAAAGUGUGUUCUUUGAUACUAUGUAUCUGUCAUUUGGUAAAAUGAGUCCUCCAUGGUCAGUGUAAGCCAGGGGAUGCAGUGUCUUCAUCACUGCAGAUUAGCCAGAGCCCAGAAGACUGGCUGUCAGCUU
Molecule: messenger RNA, 2485 nt
Organism: Arvicola amphibius (Eurasian water vole)
Lineage: Eukaryota; Metazoa; Chordata; Mammalia; Rodentia; Cricetidae
Gene: Rad51ap1
Product: RAD51 associated protein 1
Exons: 9
Coding region: 132-1124 (330 amino acids)
Biological process (GO): interstrand cross-link repair; double-strand break repair via homologous recombination
Molecular function (GO): double-stranded DNA binding; single-stranded DNA binding
Source: RefSeq, a predicted model, not a curated record